AUGCCCUAUUCGAGAUUUGCUGUUGAUGCACUAGGUGUAAUUACUAUUAUACUUGUUUUGAUUUUGGUACUUGCUGGGUUGUUUUGUAUAUUGUACUUGAUAUACUUUCAUACGAAGAUUCGUGGGCAAGGUUACAAUCAGCUUGGCUAUUUUCAUGGUCCUUGGAUUAUCCGGAUUGUAUUUAUAUUGUUUGCAAUUUGGUGGGGAUUUGGAGAGGUUGUUCGGCUUAACUUGAUUAGAGGGGAAGGAAGAUUGUUGAGUGCUUUUGGUUUCAGAUGGCAGGAAACUGUUUGCAAGUGUUAUAUUGUUUCGAGCUUAGGUUUUGCAGAACCUUGCCUGUACCUAACCGUUGUGUUUCUCCUUCGGGCAUCCUUACAAAAGUCAGGAACUUUAAGCCAGAAAUGGAAUGGCAAAACAGUCGGAUACAUACUUCUUUUUUGCCUCCCAGUUUUUGCUCUACAGCUCGUGCUUAUUUUGGCUGGACCACAACUUGAGAAGAAUGGCUUGAAACACUUGCCAGAGUAUUUCACUAGUCCAGUCAAACAAUCUGAAGAUGAUGUUGCCCUGUGCACUUACCCUUUGUUGAGUACUUUCUGCCAUGGUCUUUUUGCCAUCAUGCUAACUUCAUAUUUGGUUGAAAGGAUAUGUAAUUAACUUGAAGAAGGAUACUUUUACCUUUGUUGUUGUAGGUGUAACUAUCCCCCACUGUAAUUCACUUAAUGCCUGGGAAUUUUCACCAUUAUCCCUUAUUUCUCAAGAAUCCUGUACCUGACUUCUAUUUGUAACAACAACUGGCUUUUUUGCUUUCUUCUCUUUUUUUCAAAAUGCAAACUGUUUCCUGAUGCUUCA
This is a messenger RNA of Solanum lycopersicum (tomato), 849 nucleotides long. RefSeq lists its product as uncharacterized. Lineage: Eukaryota; Viridiplantae; Streptophyta; Magnoliopsida; Solanales; Solanaceae. The record is from RefSeq and is a predicted model, not a curated record.